CUUGUGAUUUCAGUCAAUAUAAAAUAACAACAAAAAAUUUUUGAUAAAACUUAAUACACUACAUUUUUUUCAACAAGUUAUUUGUAACAUUUUACACUAAACUAUCGUUCUUCAAAAAAUCGUAAUGAAACUAUUUUUUUUAGUUUUCUCUACAACUAUCUUAUUUAUGGUUAUCCAUAAUGAUCAUUACAUGUCAAUGAGUAAAGCCUUGUCUCAUCGUUAUAAGCCUCGGGAUUCAUCCACAUCCAAUUUAUGCGACGAAUGUAAUUGUGACAUAGCAGAGAAAAAAUUAUUUAAUUGCCAUCAUAAGUAUUGUAUUUACUGUAUAGAAAAUAUAAGAAAAAGUGCUUAUAACGGUGAAGAAUAUCUAUGUAAAUUAAAAUGGAAGAAAUCAUCAUUAAAUAAAGAUAUUUGUAUGUCAAAAUUAAUAAGAGGAAAUUGCCUAAAUUGUAAUGAAGUUAAGCCAGUAGAUAAUUUGUUUGAAUGCCAUCAUACAUUUUGCGAAGACUGUAUAAAAUAUAUAAAAAAAGAAAAAACUCAUUAUUGUCCAAUAGAUGACUGUAAAAAAAAAGUACUCCUAGAGAAAUGCGAUAAAUGUAAAUACUACAAUCCAGUAGAAAAGUUGUUUGAUUGUCAUCAUGAGUAUUGUAAAAGAUGUAUAAAAACAAUAAGACAAGAUGCUUAUUAUUCUAAAAUAGAACGUUGUGAAAAAGAUUCGUGUAAGUCAACAUUACCCAAAGGAAAUUGCCUAAAUUGUAAUGAAGUUAAGCCAGUAGAUAAUUUGUUUGAAUGCCAUCAUACAUUUUGCAAAGGCUGUAUAAAGCUUUUAAUAAACAGUUAUACUAAAAUUUGUCCAAUAGAUGAGUGUAAACAAAGAGUACUUGUAGGACUGAAAUUACAAAUAUGUGGUGGCUGUGGAAAAGAUUUUUUAAAUACGAGCUUUUGCCUUCUCGUAUCGAAAUUGAUUAUUGUAAAGAUUGUAUUAAAGAUGCAAAAAAAAUAACUACUAGACAUGAUAAACCCAAUUACAGUUUUAAUCAUUUACGUUAAUUAACUUAUCAAUAUUGAAAUAUUAACGAUUUAAUAAUAAAUUGAUUUUUGUGUUAUAAU
Daktulosphaira vitifoliae (grape phylloxera) is the source of this 1110-nucleotide messenger RNA. RefSeq lists its product as uncharacterized. The record is from RefSeq and is a predicted model, not a curated record. NCBI's taxonomy places the organism in Eukaryota, Metazoa, Arthropoda, Insecta, Hemiptera, Phylloxeridae. The coding region runs from base 125 to 1003 and encodes 292 amino acids. The transcript is spliced from 11 exons.